This is a messenger RNA of Aphanomyces astaci, 1709 nucleotides long. RefSeq lists its product as hypothetical. Bases 76 to 1551 code for a protein of 491 amino acids. Lineage: Eukaryota; Oomycota; Saprolegniomycetes; Saprolegniales; Verrucalvaceae. The transcript has a single exon. The record is from RefSeq and is a predicted model, not a curated record.
CUUUGCAUUUAGCACUCGUGUACAGGAAAUAACCAUCGAUUGCUAAGGAGCACGGAUCGUAGCAGAUAGCACAUCAUGGAUGUCCACACAACCCUCGAUGACACAUGCACGAUGGCACAGACGCCGCGCAAUGACAUUCUGUACGCUGCCGCCGUCGACACGUGCGAAGAUGGCAUCGCUACGACGGCCACCGAAGAAGAGGUUGUCCAAACCACCAACAAGUGGUCCAAGAGACGCCGAGCCAUGGUCGCGCUCGCCACGGCGUUGGUCGUGGUCGGUGGCAUCGUCGCGGCCUUGGUCCUCGUCCAAGCUCCCAACUCCACCACCGUCGCCACCGUGGGUACUGGCGGCGACGUGAGCGUCUGCUACGACUCGUACAACGACGUGAACAUCGCAGCCCACUUCAAAACGAUCCGCCAGCGAUUCACUGGCGUGCGCACGUACCAAACCCGCGGCUUCCGCAACGCGAUCGACGUGGCGGCCGAAGCCGGACUCAAAAUCUACGCCGGCGUGUGGAUUCGAACAGACGAAGGCAGCAUCAAUGCAGACAUGCAGGCCGUGGUGGAUGGCGUGCGCCGCAACCCGUCGGUGGUCAAAGGGGUGUUUGUCGGCAACGAAGAACUCCACGAAGGCAUUGACCAAUGGACGGUGCUCGGGCGCGUGCGCCAGAUGCGUCAGCGGCUGCAAGCGGCUGGGCUGGGCUGGGUGCCCGUCGGGUCGGUCCAAGUGGAUGGCAACUGGGCGGGUGCGGGUGCGCUGGCCAACGAGUGCGACCUCAUUGGGGUCAACAUCCAUCCGUUCUUUAGCGCAGCGUCUGUCUCGACAUGGAACCCAAUCGAAGAUUUGAAAGUUCGGUGGAAUGCCAUGUACAACGCAUACGGGGGCCGCGCGGUGUUGACGGAAACGGGGUGGCCGACCUCUGGAUCACAAUUCUAUGGCCACUGGCCAAGCUUUGACACGGCCAAGAACUACUACUUUCAAGUGCUGGAGUGGUCGAAAGCCAAUGGCGGCAACAUGCCAUCGCACUUUAUGUUUCACGACAACGCGCUCAAGCCCACGGAUUUUGAAAAAGCAUUCGGGCUCGCGUGGUCCAACGGCGUGUGGAAGUGGGACGCCCCCGCCGCGACAGAAGUGAAAGGCGUCGUGUUUGUCAACACAGCCAACAACCAGGUGCUCGCGGCGGUGCCAUCGAGCCGUACAGUCGAGUUCCAUGCCAAGUGGGGCAACGACUGGGUAUGGGACUGGUCUUCGCAGUGGACGAUCCGCGGGCCGCUUAUUGUCACAUGGGAUGCUGCCAACAAGGUGGAUCUGUGCCUGGAUGCGUACGAGGGCUGGAACGGCGGCACUGUGCACUUGUGGCCCUGCGACGCUGCCAACGGCAACCAGCAGUGGAACUACGACGGCAACGCCAAACUCCUUCGACAUGCCAAGUUCACGGGAUUUUGCCUUGACAUGGGGAACGCGAACGGCGGCAUCCCGCACUUGUGGGCGUGUCACGACUCGUGGGACCCGUGGGUGAAGUUGCAGCAACUGGAAUGGUGGACCAAGUAAAACCUCUUGAAUGCACGACGCCAAAGAGGAGUUAGCCGAGAUGCAAGCUGGGCUGGCAGGGACAGUAGUAUUAGCCUGCCAGUCAUCGCUUGUAUGAAAACACACAGACACAAUAACACACUAAUAAUUCGAAUCAAGUAGCAUACAUCCAUCGACCA